Amborella trichopoda is the source of this 3246-nucleotide messenger RNA. RefSeq names its product Ikzf5 (DUF668). Lineage: Eukaryota; Viridiplantae; Streptophyta; Magnoliopsida; Amborellales; Amborellaceae. Gene Ontology annotation, biological process: positive regulation of growth. The record is from RefSeq and is a predicted model, not a curated record.
GAGAGAGUGUGUUAUUUGGUGGGUGGACUGAAAAACCCCUUCCCUACUGUGUUCUUCUCACCCUCUGCAUUCUCCCUGUCCCUUUUCAUUCCCAUUGCACUUUCUCUCAAAUUCCUCCAUACUUCACUGGGGAGUCUAGUGAUCAGUGAGUACUUAAUCCGACUGAACUGGUAAACUGCUAUCUCUUCGGAAGAAAUACAUUCGCUCUUCUCAAAGAAAUCUAGUGAUCAGUGAGUUCUCAAUAUAACUGAGUGCUGGUAAAUUGUUAUCUCUUCAAAGAAAAACAUGCGUGUUCAGCGAUGAUUUCUGCAAAUUUACUUGAAAUGGAGGCCCAAGCACAGUAAAAUAAAUUGGGGCUCUUUCUGCUCGCCCACAAAUCAAAGAAACCAAUUUGGCGCAGCAAUAAUUGGAUGAAUAAAAGCCAAAGGUAGCAAUUUGGCUGAUAUAUUCAAAUCUUCAACAAAAUUUUCUUUGGGUCUCAACAACUUAAAAAACCACAAUAAAAUGGGUGGUCUUUGCUCAAGGCGAGCAACUGUGGACAAUUCCCCUGAUGGUAGUCGCGAGGUUGCCCAUGCAAAUGGUUACACGGCUUCAAAUAAUGCUUCCGGCAUGGGGUACUCAUCACACUCUCUAAUGUCAAAGAUGCCAAGUAAUAUCGCUCCACCCAUGAUGAUGGAAAACAUGGAGAAGCAAUUUCGGGAGCCUUUUACCUUUCCCAACCAUCAUCGCAACUUGAGCGAGCCUGGUGAGCCUCAAUUGUUUAGGGCUCUUUCGGAUAAGUCGAGGUCCACAAAGUCCAAGGCAGGGGCCAGCAGCAAGGUGUCAGAAGUGGGCUCCCUUUUGGGAAGAGCUGGGACUGUCGGGUUUGGAAAAGCAGUGGAGGUUUUGGACACUCUUGGAAGUAGCAUGACAAAUUUGAAUCUGAGCAGUGGAUUUGUCUCUGGAGUGACAUCGAAAGGAAAUAAAAUAGCUAUUCUAUCAUUUGAGGUUGCCAACACUAUAGUCAAGGGUGCAAAUCUUAUGCAAUCCCUUUCAAAGGAAAAUAUAAGGAUUUUGAAGGAAGAAAUUCUUCCUUCUGAAGGUGUGCAAUGUUUAGUGUCUCGAGAUGUGGAUGAACUCCUACAAAUUGCUGCUUCUGACAAAAGAGAUGAAUUAAAUAUAUUUUCUGGAGAAGUAGUCCGAUUUGGCAAUCGAUGUAGAGAUCCUCAGUGGCACAACUUGGACCGAUAUUUUGAAAAAUUGGGAUCAGAACUUAUGCCUCAAAAACAAUCCAAGGAGGAAGCUGAAGCAGUAAUGCACCAUUUGAUGAAUUUGGUUCAGUAUACAGCUGAGCUAUACCAUGAGUUGCAUGCUCUGGACAGAUUUGAGCAAGAUUACCGGCGGAAGCUUCAAGAAGAGGAGAACUCAAAUUCAGCACAAAGAGGGGACAGCCUUGCGAUCUUGAGGGCAGAGCUCAAAAGCCAAAAAAAGCAUGUAAGGAGUUUGAAGAAAAAAUCCCUCUGGUCUAGAAUUUUGGAAGAGGUCAUGGAGAAGCUUGUAGACAUUGUGCACUUCUUACAUCUAGAGAUUCAUGAUGCCUUUGGGGCUGCUGUUGCUGAAGAUGAGAAAUUGGUGAAGAAGGGAUCUCUUGGAAACAAUCAAAGAUUGGGUUCAGCAGGCCUUGCGUUGCACUAUGCAAAUAUCAUCACGCAAAUCGAUAGUCUUGUAUCCCGACCAAGUGCUGUUCCUCCCAAUACACGAGACACAUUGUACCAGGGGCUGCCGCCUAGUGUGAAGUUGGCUUUGCGUUCCAAGGUGCAAUCAUUUUAUCUCAAGGAAGAGCUUACUGUUCCUCAAAUCAAAGCUGAGAUGGAAAAAACGUUGCAGUGGCUGGUCCCAAUUGCAACCAACACAACCAAAGCUCAUCAUGGAUUUGGAUGGGUUGGGGAGUGGGCGAGUACUGGGUCUGACGUGAACCGAAAGCCAGCUGGGCAAUCGGACAUAAUCCGCAUCCAAACCCUCCACCAUGCUGAUAAAGAGAAAACUGAGGCUUAUAUACUUGAUUUGGUGGUGUGGCUUCACCAUUUGGUCAGUCAAGCUAGGUCAGGAGGCAUCAAGUCCCCCAUCAAAUCUCCUAUACGUUCUCCAACUCAGAAAAUGCUCACGGUCUCCCCUCCCAAGUCAUCCCCAUCCUCUGCUGCACUCUCCCAAGAAGAUAGGGAGAUGAUGAGGAAUGUGAAUUUCCGAAAGCUCACACCUGGUAUCAGCAAAAGCCAGGAAUUUGAGACCACGGUUCGCUCUUCUAAACAUUGUAGAUUGAGCAAGAGUAGCAGCCAUUCUCCAACCAGUGCCAGUAGAAAGGAGUUCCCCAUUCUCAGGAGGCCGUCUACUCUUCCUGUUAUAGAUUUCGACAUUGACAGGAUAAAGGCCUUGGAUGUGAUUGAUAGAGUCGAUGACCUAAGAAACACUUUAUAGGAUAUAAAUGGUUUGGUGGAAUUUAUAUGUACGAAUGAAUGAAAAGCUGCUCUGUGAUGCUUGGUGUUUGAAGGGGGUUGACUGGGAAAGUGGCAUCAUACCUUUCUUCUCGGUUGUUGUAGGGUGAUGAUGGGGCAAACCAGAGAGGAGCACACCAGCUCAAGGUGAGCAUCACAUGUAAGAUAGAGAAAAGAAUAAUGGUAUCGGGAUUUUUGUAAGUAUGAUAGAGGUAAACCUGGUUUGAUUGUAUAUUAUAUUUAUGGCAGUUCUUUGAUUUUAGUGGCUGAGGAAGAUGGGGUGGUCCAAAGAGUGCAUCACUUUGUUUAUUGAAUUAAUGUGUCGUUUUUGGCAGCUUCAUCCUUACCAUCCAUUUUUCUGAUUUUUGUCUUCUUCGAGGUUGUUUUACCAGUGAACAUGUGGCUGAUAAUCAUAGAGAAAGCUUUAGCCCUGUACAGAAUAAUUAUCAAUCCAAGUGGUAGAGGUGUGCUUUAGGUUGCUGGCAAAGAGUGGACUGUGUUUGUAAACGAUUCUCCAUCCUUAUGGAUUGCCUCCAGAUUUUCAGUUUGAAGUCCAGUCUAAUAACAUCCCCCAAUCCAUUAUACACUACCAUUUUGUUGAAGAGUGCAUGUUUUUUCCACAAAUUUACGUCAUUCGAAGGGACGUCAGUCCCACGCUUCCCCAAGAAACUGUGCCCUCUGCAUAACCUGUAACCUGCUUGGUUGGGAAAUGUAUUAUUGAAUAUUUGCCACUGAUGUUUCACUCUAAAUUUAUAGUGGAGGUUAUAGGUGGCAA